Molecule: messenger RNA, 630 nt
Organism: Lolium perenne
Lineage: Eukaryota; Viridiplantae; Streptophyta; Magnoliopsida; Poales; Poaceae
Source: RefSeq, a predicted model, not a curated record
UUUAGACGGAAGCCAAGGCAAGCUCGAGAGCAAUCCAUGGACGACGAGUACUUGAGCAAGGGCGAUGCUUCCGAUGCUGCGUUUCUGUUCACGCAGGCGAUCCACGACGGCCCGCCAACGGCGGCGCUCUACGCGGAGCGUGCACGGGCGUUCAUCGGGACGGGCGACCUCGUGUCCGCUGCCGCCGACGCCUUCAGGGCCGUCCAGCUCGACCCCACCAUGCCGAGGGCCUACCUCCGCACAGCCCGCGCGUGCAUCGGCCUGAAGAGGUACGGCGACGCCCGGGCCGCCGUGCUGGCCGGCGCCGUCCUCGCGCCCGGGGACAUGCGGUUCGCGGAGCUUAUGGAGGAGCUCGACGGGAAGAAGAUGGUGCCAGAGAAGAGGAUGACGUCGUCGUCACAGGCCGGCGCCGAAGGAGCCACCUGCGACAGCGGGAAGCUGAGGAAGCUGAUCAACGAUAUGCACGGAGUGCCAAGGCCGGCGCACCGGAGGGCGUCGAGCAGCGUCUUCUAACUCGCGCUAGGCAUGCGAAGUGAAACUACCAAUUUAGUUAGAAAUUUCAUCAGUUGGCACAUAAAAGUAACGAGAAUUAAUGGGUGUGACUGUUUCUUAGUCGACUGAAAAUUAAUU